AUGGCAACAACAGUACACAAUGAUCUCUCCAUUGAUGAUGAUGAUGAUGAUGUUAUUGAAGUUGGUAGAGGAAUCAAUGGUCCAUGGCCUCAAGCAAAUGAAGCUCUUUUCAUUACCCUCAUGGAUGAGGAGGUGAAAACCAAGAGUAGUAAAAUAACUGGGACAUUCACUAAACAAGCUUGGAACAGGUUGAGAGAUCAAAUGAACGCAAAAACCCAAUACCAGUAUAACGCACACCAGCUUCAGAAAAAAUACAAUCAGCUGCGUAUUAUGUUCAACAAAUUUAGAGCAUUACUGAAGCAUACAGGUGUUGGUUGGGAUAGCCAACGGCUUACUAUCAUUGCACCGGAUGACGUUAAUAGCCACGCAAAGAGGUUCAGGAAGAAAGGGAUGGUUUACUACCAUGAAUUGUCUCGUAUCUUAGAAGACACAUCCGCAAUUGGUAAACAAGCUCACCCUUCCACCAAAUCACCUUCUGAAAGUAGUGCUAGUUCUGAUCCUGAAUUUAAGGUAAAAAAUGAGGACUUAGAUGCAUUGCAAAUUGAUAGUGAUAAUGACAAUGGAGAUGGCCAAGGCAAGUGCAAGGGAAAAAGUAAAAUGGCAAGUAAAAAGAGUAAAAGGAGGAGCUCUUUUCAAGCUAAUAUUUCUGAAGCACUCAAAGAAAUGAGUGAAAAUAGCAAGAGGAAGGUAGACCUAAUGGAAAAGCGAUUGACAAGUACUUCAGUUACUAAUGUUGGCGAUGACAGUGGUUCAAUUGAAGGUGGCCCUACUACCUCACAUUCACUACUGAAAGAGUGCAUGGCACUAUUGCAUGCUAUGGAGGAAAUUCUUGCACCUGCUUACACUAAAGUUGUGAACAAGCUUGCAUAG
Messenger RNA from Camellia sinensis, 870 nucleotides. NCBI's taxonomy places the organism in Eukaryota, Viridiplantae, Streptophyta, Magnoliopsida, Ericales, Theaceae. The record is from RefSeq and is a predicted model, not a curated record.